Culex pipiens pallens (northern house mosquito) is the source of this 1490-nucleotide messenger RNA. RefSeq lists its product as uncharacterized. The record is from RefSeq and is a predicted model, not a curated record. The transcript is spliced from 2 exons. The coding region runs from base 981 to 1295 and encodes 104 amino acids. NCBI's taxonomy places the organism in Eukaryota, Metazoa, Arthropoda, Insecta, Diptera, Culicidae.
UUGAAAUCCAAUGUAAAUCGCUAAAUUUGAUGUAUUUAGCAAUCAUGUAAAAUCUAAUCGAAUGUAAACAAUAAAUGUCAUGUAAAUGGAAAUGAUUUUGUCAACAAAUGAUGAAUCUGAACAUGUAAAAGUUGAAAAAGAUGUAAAAAUCGUCUAAUGUAAUUUCGAAACACUUUUUUUUACGAAUGACAGCAAAUCAAAACAAAACAGAUCGAAUGUGAAGUUGUUAGAGAGCGGUCCAGCCUGAUGGCAAGAUUGUCAAAUUGUAUGUAUGGGCCGCGAUACUCACAUUGGUUGGACCGUGGACCCCGCUAUUUGGUCGCUUUACCCCUCUGACGCUAAAUAUAGGGUAAAAGAGCCAGCAAAUGUGCAAUUGAAAAAAAAGUUUUUUUUGUGAAAAAUUAUUUUAAAUUUUGUUUUUGAUGAAUAGGUUUGAAUAUUUUUUGUCAAAAAAUAAAUAACUAGAAAAAAUAAAAUAUUAUCCAGCCUUUUGAGGACGAAGUCAAUCGUUCACAUUUUUUAAUGUUAGCUUAUACACAUAUUUUAGUGUUAAAUGUAAAUAUUCCAAGAAGAUAAUGUCCAGCUUGUGACGAUAAACUACUUUUCCUUUACUUAGAAAUCGAAUUUAGAAGGGAAACGAUAACCUGCUAUGUUGGUCCGCACCGGGUUCUGAACUCCCAUUUAUGAGGCGGAAGCGUUGCCGCAUGGCUCGAUCUUAACAAAAAAAUUAACUAGACAAUAAAUAACAAUUUCAAAUUACAAAUUUAAAUAUUAAAUAAACUUAUUUUCGAAUUUACUCAUAAAUGGCCUGUAUACCCUAUUUUGUGCAACCAGUUUAUGGAGCGUUCACCCUAUAUGGACUGUCAAAAGCGAGGUUCACUUUUUGACAAGCUUGCCACCAGUCUGGAGCGGUCGUUUUAAAAUGGGGUUUUGUGAAUACUCCUUUGUUUAUGCAACGAUAAACACUCAAAUCUCAACAAAUGAGCAGCAUUGUGCAACCCCUCGUCGACGUCGUCGACGCAUCCAACAUCUGUCAAUACUGGCCCGUCAAAACAAAGCUAGCUUUAACCCGCAGCAGGCUGGACAUUUUUACCGCGAAACUGCUGCGCGCUCCAAGCACACCCUCGGACCAGUUCCAGCUCGAGUCCCAGAACUUUCUGCGCGAUCUGCACCUGCAGCUGCGGUUGUGGCGAAGCACACAGGAGCUGUCAGUGCGACGCAGAACGCAGCGCCUAUCACCGCAGCUGCACUAUGGGGCAUCUCCAUACAAACAGGCGGCCAAAUUAUUUGGGUAAUUGUAUGGUAUUGAAAUGAUAUACGUCGAUUUUUAUGACUUUUCAUGUUUUUCAAUAGUUGAUUGUUUAUAAUAAAUAGUCUUUUCAUACAUUUGCAAGUGCAACAGAAUUGCGUAUAUAUUGUAUUGCAAGUUUAUAUUAUUAAAUUAUGGAUAAGCUAAUACAUCCCCACUUAAAGGACACAACCCCUCCCUC